Messenger RNA from Sipha flava (yellow sugarcane aphid), 1671 nucleotides. RefSeq lists its product as uncharacterized. The transcript is spliced from 7 exons. Gene Ontology annotation, molecular function: mRNA binding; translation initiation factor activity; protein binding. Bases 1 to 1389 code for a protein of 462 amino acids. The record is from RefSeq and is a predicted model, not a curated record. Lineage: Eukaryota; Metazoa; Arthropoda; Insecta; Hemiptera; Aphididae. Gene Ontology annotation, cellular component: eukaryotic translation initiation factor 4F complex.
AUGUCAUGCCGAGAAAACGAACGACAAGAACUGACUUGCGAAAAUAAUUCAAGCAAGUCAAUAUUGAAGAAUAAACGCCGGGAAUCUUCAGAUCCGACCAUAGUUUCUACGGUGAAUUCAGAAGCAACAAGCGACUGGACGGCAUUGACUUAUAUGUCGUGGAAUAAUUCGAUUGACACGAAAAAUAAUAUUCCUGAUUAUGAGUCACUGAUUCGAUGGAAUGAACAGAAUCCUCGUAUAAAAACGAACACGCCUGUCAUUCGAAUUUCGGAAGUUACGGAACCCACGGCAUUUACAGCGGAAAUACCAGCUAUGACCAACGAUCAACCAAAAAGGCCGUUCAAUAUUCUUAGAGUGCACGAGAAAUAUGUCAAAAGAGCAUCGGCUGUGAUGAGAGACGUUACACCUGACACGUUUUCCCAGAGUGUCGAUUUGUUUUUCGAUGUUCUUGUCCAAGCGAACCAUGCAAAUCGAUUUUACUUGGGGAAGGUCACAGAUCUGAUAGUGUUACAGGCGAUUGAAAGACCCGAGAACAGCACUAUUUACGCAGAACUGUGUUCUCAUGCCAUCGGAAAGGCGUCUAUGGAUUCGAGGUUGACCGUAUGUCAAGGGCUCCCGCGACAGUUCAAACACGAGUUGAUCAAAUCGUGUCAAGACAUCUUAAGGAAUGCAGGCGUUUUGCCCAAUAAGGAACGUUUUGAUGCGAGUUCGCGUACAGACCGUCGACACGACCCUCGCGAAGAGCAGGAAUCGGAAGAAUUCGAUCAUAAAACUCGCGUUCGUACGCUAGGAACCUGCAGAUUCAUGGGUGAGCUUUUCAUGCAGGAACGCUUCAAAAUGUUAAAAAUCGUUCAAAGAAUCGUGAACACGUUCAUACAAACGCACGACGCGCUUUCGGUGGAAUGCCUUUGCGUAUUGUUGUCAAGAGUCGGAAAAAGAUUCGAAAACAUAAACGGAGACGCAGCCGCCCCGUGUCCACCGAAUCAGGUGUACGAGAAGCUCGGUAGGUACUUAGCCACCGGGUGCGUGGGCAACAAUCCCCUGCCCAGACGAACGUUGCAAAUAAUCGACACACUUCUCCGGGCACGUGAACUUUGUCGGGCCGGCCUAUAUCGUGAUUGGUCUCAACACGCUGGACCUAACCAGCAACGGUUAUGGCGCACCGCGAACGACCGCGGUACUCCGACUGCCGCAGACUACCGCGGUUACCGCAAUCACCGUGUGAGACCGUUGUGGUACAGAGAAAACCCAAACCGUCAAGUAACGUUUGCACAACAAUAUAGCUUCCGCACAAACGCCGGAGCCGAUGGGCUUUCCAUUCGUUCUUCCGACCGUUCGUACGGAAUCAGCGGCCGACGCCCAGACCGACGACAAACCCAACGCCAAUAGCCGAGCCUGACUGCCAGCCAUACGCCUUGUCUUGGCGGCGCCGACGACAUAAUUGAGCGUAACGUACACGCAAAAUAAUACGGCUCAACACUGCUCGAUAUUAUGACCGUGCUUACAACUUAGAGCAAGGAGUUGACAGUUUAUUUAUUGAGUUGGUCACGAGUGGAUUGUAAAAAGUAUAAAGAGUGUUUCUGAAAUAAAUCAUAAAAGUAGAACCAAGUAACGCGAUAUGGGACGUCCCAAGUAUCACAUUUUUUAAAUUAUUUUCUCCUCCAAGAUCUG